Molecule: messenger RNA, 1236 nt
Organism: Cydia splendana
Lineage: Eukaryota; Metazoa; Arthropoda; Insecta; Lepidoptera; Tortricidae
Exons: 1
Coding region: 1-1236 (411 amino acids)
Source: RefSeq, a predicted model, not a curated record
AUGUUUAGGACUAUUUUGGUCAAAGAAGAGCAAAGGCCGCUACAAAGAAUAUUAUGGCGAGAUUCGAAGUCAGAGCCUUUAAAAUGCAUUCAGUUAAAAACUGUAACAUACGGUACAAAAUGCGCGCCUUAUCUAGCAUGCCGGACUCUGCGCAUGUUAGCUGGACAACAUAAAGAAGAAUAUCCAGAAGCCGGUGACAUUAUCGAGUCUGAAUGUUACAUGGACGACUUCCUAUCUGGAGCAGACACUUUUGACCAGGCGCAACAAGUUUGUAGUCAACUUAUAGAAGUUUUACAAAAGGGAAACUUCGUUCUUCAUAAAUGGACUACGAAUGAGCCUCAACUACUUACAAAUGCUGUAUCUACAAAUGAUGACACAGUAUAUGAUUUUACCCCUAGCGCAGCUGUCAAGACGUUGGGAGUGAAGUGGUUACCACAAAGCGACGCGCUUACUACAGCUAUUCCAGAGCUACAACAGUUCGAGCUUACUAAACGCAAUAUACUGUCUGCAAUAGCAAAAAUAUAUGAUUCUAUUGGCAUACUAGCGCCAACGGUCAUUAUAGCCAAGAUCCUCAUGCAAGACAUUUGGAAAGCCAAGAUUGAUUGGGACAUGGUCAUUCCAGAAGAUCUACAAAGAACUUGGCUAGAGUUUCAAGCUAAUCUGCCCGAGCUCAAAAACAUUAAUGUCCCUAGAUACUAUUUCUCUGAUAUACCAACGUGGAUAACCUUGAUAGGGUUCAGUGAUGCUUCUGCGAAAGCCUUCGGUGCUGUUGUUUAUUUCAGAGCCACAUAUCCUCACAAAGAACCCACCUGCAGUCUUGUUAUGGCGAAGACAAGAGUCAGUCCAAUUCGUGUUCAAUCAUUGCCAAGACUUGAACUAUCUGGAUGCUUAUUGUUAGCACACCUAGUUGACAAGCUGAGAAGAGCAUUCAAAGACAAAUUUAAAAUACAUGACAUUGUAUUAUUCACAGAUUCACAGAUUGUAUUACACUGGAUUAAGUCGCCAUACAAAAAACUACACACAUUUGUGUCUCAUAGACUAAUGGAGAUUAUAGAAUUGACUAAGUCUGAAAUGUGGAAUUACGUCAAUACCAAAGAGAACGCUGCUGAUUUACUCACACGAGGAGUUUACCCACAGAACUUACAGAGCAACUCACUCUGGUGGAACGGUCCAGAUUGGCUGCUUCGAGAUCCUAGUACAUGGCCAAUGGCCAACAUCAUCACCUGUGAUUACUGA